GACAUCGGCGGGCCUCAGUUCAGAUGGCACUGCAGUUUUUCCUUGGCACUAUGGCAGCCCACGUGGGAAGACGACCAGUCCUGGCCUCAAAGUCUCGGCGGCCACAGCUCAACCGAGACUACUAGUAGGUAGGUGGCUUGACGCAUCCUGUUGGCACAGAGAAAAGCCUGCCGGCGUAUCAAGCAUGCGCACGUAUCGCCCCAGGGCCCGCUAUCAACCGUCGAUCUGGGUGAAACGUCAAGAGAUCGAGAUGCGAGCACUGCGACUUGCAAUUUUUCAAUUUUUUUUUUUUUCACAAAGUCGCCAGUCAAACAAUGGCGCUCUAGGUAGGGAUUGCUCGUGGGCCUGCAGCGCGAGAAACGUGAAGUGGGCGGCCGGCGAAAGGGGCUUCUGGAUGGAUGUGCCCGACCGAGCGGGCGAGAACCCAACGACAUGCCUCUGUUCCUUGAGGUUUGUCAAGGCCGGGGGAUCCCCGUCUUGGGCUUCUGCGGCACGGGCUUUCGAUAGAAUGCCCCCCCCCCCUUCGCCUUCGGGUCCGUCCCAGCCCAACUGCCAACGUUGUCUGACGGAGAUAUGGCUCGAGUGGGAUUGGGCAUCCCGAAGAGUUACGAGAGAUGCGCUGCUGGUGGAUGAAAAUUUUCCCAGCUGGCCAGCUUAGGAGCUGUUGGCUAGGCAAAACGAAGCGUCAGGAAGAUCAUUGCUCACGGCCAUGUCUCUCGGCAGGGGCUGUUUGGGCGAAUCCUUCCAGACGGGAUGGUCCUUGUCGGGGUAGAAAACGACGGGCCAUCAUCACAUCGCUACCAUCUACAUCGGGUGGUUUGCGCGGAUGGAUAGACAGCCAUCCCUUGUAUCAAGUUAUCGCAUGUCACAUUGCACACACACACAGCUAAGG
Molecule: messenger RNA, 892 nt
Organism: Colletotrichum navitas
Lineage: Eukaryota; Fungi; Ascomycota; Sordariomycetes; Glomerellales; Glomerellaceae
Exons: 1
Coding region: 185-658 (157 amino acids)
Source: RefSeq, a predicted model, not a curated record